AUGGAGUUUGUCUCGGCUCCUUUGGAAGUUUAUCAGAGUUUUGAACAGCGAAAUCAAAAAUUUCAGAAUCUUUUGGAAUUCUGUCAUCCCUUUAUUUUACCCCACUUAGAAUAUUUAUCAACGCCUGCAACACUCAACAUCUUCUCGGCGAUUCACAACAUCAAUGGUAGUUUCUUUCCUCGUGCAAUUUCUACAACUUGUUUCUCGUCUCAAAUACCUACGUGUAGAUAUGAUUAUGAAUGA
Messenger RNA from Adineta ricciae, 243 nucleotides. Lineage: Eukaryota; Metazoa; Rotifera; Eurotatoria; Adinetida; Adinetidae. The record is from the annotation of a GenBank genome assembly.